Messenger RNA from Nerophis ophidion (straightnose pipefish), 4729 nucleotides. Its product is annotated as protein Niban 1-like. Lineage: Eukaryota; Metazoa; Chordata; Actinopteri; Syngnathiformes; Syngnathidae. The transcript has 14 exons. The record is from RefSeq and is a predicted model, not a curated record. The coding region runs from base 161 to 4111 and encodes 1316 amino acids.
CUCCUCCCACUGCAUGCUGGCCACUGAUUCCACGGCCGACUCACCUGUGGCGUGGACGACACCUGAGGACCUCGCACUGCAUUCUGGCCACUGAUUCCACGGCCGACUCACCUGUGGCGUGGACGACACUUGAGGACUGAGGAGUGUUCUUUUUGCAAGGAUGGGCGCCAGUAAAUCCAGUCUGGUGGAUGAGGCCACGAGUGUUUAUAUUACCGAGCAGGCCAAGGCUGAGCUGAAGGAGUUCAGUCCGUACUACAGGAAGCAGUUCUCAGUGGAGUGGUUUUCUCAGCUGCAGUAUGAGCUGCAACAGCAGAAGGAAGAGAUGGUGCAUCUGCUGCAACAACGGGAGUCUCCUGCAGGAAGUGAGGUGCUGUAUGAAAAACAGUUACAUUUUUUUGACGAGAGCAGAAAAUGGAAGGAGAGGUACAUAGUAGUGAGGGCCAACUACUGCUUGGAGUGUUAUGAAAGCAUCGAGACUUUUCUCAAAGGAAGUCCUCCAUAUCACACACUGCUACCAAUAGGAGGAAAUGUACUAACCAAUGAGAAAAAGUACAUGGCUGUCGUGGACAACUGCUGCCCCAAUGAUGACUUUACUGAUUUGAAGGAAGAGUUUUGUCCUCCUCUGUCUGGGAUGCCUGGACCGUUUCCCGUCUACCUCCGCCUGCCGUACAGGAGAGAUUCUUAUUUCUGCUUCAACCAGCAGGACAAACAACUUCAGUUCAUAAGCAUCCUGUCUGAAUGCAUCAGACACCAGAACCAAGAUUUCCUAAAAAAGAAGACGUGUGAGGUCCAGGCCUUCCUCAAAGCCAUCCAGCUCUACAGACAGGACAAGGGCAAAUAUGAAGCUUGGGAAAUGCUGAUUGGCAGCGAUGUCAGGGUGUUGGCCAACCUCGUGAUGGAGAAGCUGCUGCCGUCUUUGGAAAAAGAAAUGCUCCCAUACCUCAAAGCCAAGAAGACAGAGAAGAAGAGAGUUUGGUUUGCGACGGUGGAGGCAGCCUACAUUUUGGUCCUGGAACAUCUGCUGGUUGCCUUCGCAGCCUUGAAGGAGGAAUGUCGGAAGCGUGUGGAGAAAGAAGAGGUGGUGGUCCACUCGGACAUGGACCACAUCCUCAACUCCCGGCAGCAGCUGCAGGAAAAAGUCAGAGCUAAAGUAUGGGCGGAAGCGGAGAAGGAGUUUGCUGAGAGCAUCCAGCCACACCUCGGAGCCGUCCUGGAGGAACUCAUGGAGCCAAUCAGCUCUGCUUUUCUGGAAGGACGUCAGCUCAGCGAGAGCCUGAUGGACAAGUUGUUCCAUGAAGUUCAGCAAGGCAAAGACAUCCAGGAACUCAAACAGACUCGGGCUGCCAUGGCAAGACCUGAACUACAAAGUUGCUACCAAAGGAUUGACUCCCUGCAGGGAAGGAAUCUGUUUGCCUUCUCAAACAUCAAAGGACUCAUUCAUAGUACUCAGAUCCACCUGCAGCAGCUGGUUGAAAAUUCAACGUUUACGUUUAAUCAGCUGGUCUGCAAGAACCUCCAGGAUGACAGUGAAGAAGCACUCUCUCUGAUAGAAAAGGCCAAACACCGAGUUCUCAAGCAAUAUGACUAUGACAGCAGCACCGUCAGGAAGAAAACCUUCCAACAAGCUUUGGUGUCCUUCACGCUGCCCGUCGUCAAGAAGAUGCUGGCCGACACCUGCAAACCUGAACUUGAGGUCCUUAAAACUUCUGUGGACACGGACUACUCCAACUUCAUCCACGUGGACAACAUUUAUGAGGACGUCCUCCUCCAAAUGCUGGACAAGGAAGUCACCAAAGUGGUGUCAGAAGCAGCCAGCCUGCAGAGGUACAACUUGUGCAAGGACACCCCAGACCUGCUUGGACAUUCCAGCCGCUCCAGCCUGGCCUCACUCUCCCUCUCUGCACCACAAAGUCCUGACCGAGACUUCAUUUCCACGCGCACCAGCGAGGGGCGGCCUACCGUUUCAUCCGACAUCCCCAAACACCAAGACGGGGACGUGGCCCCCAAGGCGCCCGGUGACGGAGAUCACAUGACCUCACAGGAGGACACCCACGCUUCCAGUCCCAGUCCGACACGGCCAGCGGUGGAAAUGUCCACAGCGGAUGUUGGCUCCAACCCAAAAGAUGAGGAUGGAAGACAGGAGACGCACAAAGACGCACGACUCCACGCUCAACACAGCCAGACCUUAGACCAGGCCGCUCCUAAGUCCCAAAACCUGGUGGAGGUAAAUGCCUUGAAGAGUCCCACACCUCAAGUUCGCACUGAAAUGACCACCUGUCUCAUCCACACUCAUGCUGAAACUGCUGAAUCAGCUAGAAUUGCUGAAACUGCUGAAUCAGCUAAAAUUGCUGAAACUGCUGAAUCGGCUAGAAUUGCUGAAACUGCUGAAUCAGCUAAAAUUGCUGAAACUGCUGAAUCAGCUAGAAUUGCUGAAACUGCUGAAUCUGCUGAAACUGCUAAAAUUGUUGAAACUGCUAAAUCUGCUGAAACUACUAAAUCAGCUAAAGUUGCGGAAACUGCUAAAUCUGCUGAAACUGCUAAAAUUGUUGAAACUGCUAAAUCUGCUGAAACUACUAAAUCAGCUAAAGUUGCGGAAACUGCUAAAUCUGCUGAAACUGCUAAAAUUGUUGAAACUGCUAAAUCUGCUGAAACUACUAAAUCAGCUAAAGUUGCGGAAACUGCUAAAUCUGCUGAAACUACUAAAUCAGCUAAAGUUGCGGAAACUGCUAAAUCUGCUGAAACUGCUAAAAUUGUUGAAACUGCUAAAUCUGCUGAAACUACUAAAUCAGCUAAAGUUGCGGAAACUGCUAAAUCUGCUGAAACUGCUAAAAUUGUUGAAACUGCUAAAUCUGCUGAAACUACUAAAUCAGCUAAAUCUGCUGAAACUGCUAAAAUUUCUGAAACUGAUCAAUCUGCUGAAACUGAUAAAUCAGCUAAAAUUGCUGAAACUGCUAAAUCUGCCGAAACGGCUGAAUCAGUUAAAACUGCUGACUCAGCUCAAGGUCAAGAAGUUGGUGAAACUGCUAAAAGUGCUGAAUCAGCUAAAGAUGCUGGAGAUUCCAAAGCCGCUGAACCUGCUGAAUCGGCAAAAUCUGCUGGGGUUUUUAAAGUUGCUGAAGUUGCUGAAUCAGCGGAAGUUGCUGAAUCUUCUAAGUUGUUUGAAACUGCCGCAAUCGGUGAAUCGGCUCAAGGCGCUAAAACUGCACAAGAUGUCAAAGCUGCUAAAUCAGCACAAGCUUCUCAAAUAGCUGAAACGGCCAAAACUGCUGAAUCCGCUCUAAGUAUAGAAGAAGCUGAGGCUCUUAAAAAGGCUGAAGCUGCUAAAACGGCUGCAUCUGGAGAAGCUGCUGAAACUACUGAAGUUGCUAAAACUUCCAAAACUGCUGAAGUUGCUAAAAUUGCUGAAGUUGCUAAAAUUGCUGAAGCUGCUAAAAAGGCUGCAUCUGUAAAAGUUGCUGAAACCGCUGAAGUUGCAAAAAUUGCUGAAGCUGCUAAAACGGCUACACCUGUUGAAGUUGCUGAAACCGCUGAAGCUUCUAAAACUGCCGAAACCGCUGAAGUUGCUAAAAUUGCUGAAGCUACUAAAACAGCUGCAUCUGUAGGAGUUGCUGAAACCGCUGAAGUUGCUAAAAUUGCUGAAGCUACUAAAACAGCUGCAUCUGUAGGAGUUGCCGAAACCGCUGAAGUUGCUAAAAUUGCUGAAGCUACUAAAACAGCUGCAUUUGUAGGAGUUGCUGAAACCGCUGAAGUUGCUAAAAUUGCUGAAGCUACUAAAACAGCUGCAUCUGUAGGAGUUGCUGAAACCGCUGAAGUUGCAAAAAUUGCUGUAGCUGCUAAAAAGGCUGCAUCUGUAGAAGUUGCUGAAACUGCUGAAGCUUCUAUAACUGCCGAAGCUGCUAAAAUUGCUGAAGUUGCUAAAAUUGCUGAAGUUGCUAAAACAGCUGCAUCUGUAGAAGUUGCUGAAACCGCUGAAGUUGCAAAAAUUGCUGAAGCUGCUAAAACGGCUGCAUCUUUGGAAGCUGAUGAAACCGCUGAAGUUGCUCAACCUGCUGAAGCUUCUAAAGCUGCCCAAGCUUGUAAAAGUGCAGAGGUUGCUGGUGGAAGUGGUUGAGGUGGUGAAGCAGUGAGGCCUUCUAGAAGGAGGAAGAAGCUGCUCCUGACUCCCAACUGGCGACGUAUGAAAACAUUCUUGAGUGCUGCUACAAAAUCAGAGUGGGCCUAAAAUGCUUUUUUCCGUUCUAAACAUCCCCAUGAGGAGAUUUCCCAUUAAAAAAAAAAAAAAGAGAGAAAUAAAACAUAUUUAUACACAAUAUCAGAUAUUUCCUGUUUGUACAACCUCAGCUCAUGAUGAAAAUAUAUCUUGUGUGGACUUAAACGUAAACAUUUUCAUACAUUUGUUUUAUUUUGUAAAGAUGGGACAUGCUUAAUUUUCAAAUGAAGGUACGUAUUAAUUCCCUUUUAUUUAGAAAAUAGUUCAGGUUUGAAUCACCCGAUGUGUUUUAAUGUCCUUUGCUCUAAAAUACAUCCAAGGAUAGAGAUGUCUGAUAAUGGCUUUUUUGCCGAUAUUCCGAUAUUGUCCAACUCUUAAUUACCGAUACCGAUAUCAACCGAUGUAUGCAGUGGUGGAAUGAACACAUUAUGCCUAAUGUUGUUGUGAUGCCCUGUUUGAUGCAUGAAACAAUGUAACAAGGUUUUUCAAAAUAAAUCAACUCAAGUAUUGGGAAAAAAA